Molecule: messenger RNA, 627 nt
Organism: Caenorhabditis remanei
Lineage: Eukaryota; Metazoa; Nematoda; Chromadorea; Rhabditida; Rhabditidae
Exons: 3
Coding region: 1-627 (208 amino acids)
Biological process (GO): microtubule cytoskeleton organization
Cellular component (GO): cytoplasm
Source: RefSeq, a predicted model, not a curated record
AUGGCUGCUAACAUUCAACAACAGUUUGGAGAGCAACUUCUACGGGCCGCUCAGGUUGUUGAAGAGCAGAUCGACCAAGAGAUGAACAAACUGGAGAAUCUGGAAGAAGACGAUCUUGAAGUCAUCCGUCGUCAACGUAUGGAGCAAUUGAAGAAAGCUCAAAAAGACAAGAUUGAGAUGCUGUCAAACGGUCAUGGAAAGUAUGAGGAGGUUUCAGAUGAGAAAGAAUUCUUCGAAGCAACGAAAAAAAGUGAUCGCGUCGUCUGUCUCUUCUACUUGCCAGGAAACUUCCGAUGCAAAAUCGUCGACAAACAUUUUGAUAUUCUUGCUAGAAAACAUGUCGGUACUCGGUUUAUUCACAUCAACGCAGAGAAAGCUCACUUCUUGACUACUCGUCUCAAUAUCCGCGUCAUUCCCACAAUUGCGGUCAUUGUGAAACAACAAACAAUCGACUAUAUUCGUGGCUUUGAUGAGUUGGGAGGCAAAGAUGAGUUCACUACAGAGACAAUGGAGAACCGUUUAGCUCGUUCGGAAGUGAUUACUAUCGAGAAGAAGCAUGUUGCUCAGACCAAAAAGAAGAUCAUCCGAUCAGGAGUUGAUGAAUACGACAAUGAAGAGGAUUGGUAA